Messenger RNA from Humulus lupulus (European hop), 2198 nucleotides. RefSeq lists its product as uncharacterized. Lineage: Eukaryota; Viridiplantae; Streptophyta; Magnoliopsida; Rosales; Cannabaceae. Bases 37 to 1785 code for a protein of 582 amino acids. The transcript has 4 exons. The record is from RefSeq and is a predicted model, not a curated record.
AGCUUACCAGUUGGGGUGAAGUCUCCUGUUGUCUGUAUGAAGCCGUCAGAGGCAUUACCCUCUACUUCUGUUUUGACUGAAAGGUCUGACAUAGGCCAUAAGCGUGGCUCAGAGGGGAGACGUCCUUCUUCUGCCUCUCGUAAGAACAAGCUUCUAGAGGAUGCCUUCGGAGAGGAUUUUGCGGAUACCCCUCCUCUGCCAGUUGAGCCCAGUAAGACUGUUGUAUCUGAAACUACCCCUGGGUGUCAAGAAUCAGGGGCUGUCGAAGUAACAAGUGUUGACCCUGUCAGUGUUGAUGUUUCCUUAUUAUCACCUACUGCUUCUGAGUCUCAUCCGGGAGAUGUCAUUGUUGUGUCUCCGAAGGGUACUAGCACUUUUGAAUCUCCUAGCGCUUUCUUGGAGCAGCUAACGUCUUCUGCCGUGCAGACACCGGUGUACCUCCCAAGUGAUUUGGGUGAAGAUGAUAGCUUGUUUACAUGCCAUUCGAAGACGUAUUCUUCUGGUGUGAGGACAAUUGCGCUGGCUUCUGAUAGCAUUAUGGUAUCGACGUUAGCUGAAGGUGAGAAGCCAGCUGCCCCCGUUGCUUUCGCGGCUGCAUCUGCAGGGGGAGAAGCAAGUGACAGAACAGGAGUAAUGUCGGAAUAUGGCCCCUCUGCGUCUACUGAAGUUAUGGAGGAAAUGCUACGCAUAAGCAGACCCCAUCUACCUACGAAAGCAAUCGGAUCCUUGAGCGGGCAAGGUGACUUAUUGCAGCAAGUAUCAGACCACAUCUGGAUGAGCUAUGUAUGCGCUUCUACUGCAAGGCGAGAAUAUGCAACGGCUAUACAGAAUGGCUCUAAACUGGCGGAGCAGAUGGCGAAAUUAGAAGAGGAGCGGGCAGGGAGAAAGAUGGCCGAGGCAAAUCGGGACGUGCUUGUGGAAGCCAUCAAGAAGUUAGAGGCAGAGCUGGCAGAGGCAAAAAAGAGGGUGACUGCCACAGAGGAGAAGCUGGUAGGCACUGUUGGGCUUGAAUUAGAGCGAGAUAAACUGAAAGCUGACUUGGUGGAUAUGACCAAUAAGUGGAUGGAGAAAAAUCAAGUCUGCGUUCAGCAUGAAGCCCGUAUGGAGAAGCUUAGCAGUAUGAUGAACGACCUUGAAGAGGAUAUAGUGUCGUUGCAGACUGAUAAGGAGAUCUUAGAAAAGGAGAAAAAAGAGCUGGAGCGAAGGUCAAACGGUCUUGAGGCCAGCGUAGCGGACGCCAAGAAGCAGAAGUUGGAGGCUGAACUUCAUUUAGGGAAGAAGAUGAAGGAAGCAGAAGAGGCAGUGACCGAAACCAAGAAGCAGUUGGAGGAGAUGGCAGAGAGGGCAGCGGAGGCGGCGAUUGAAGCCACUAGGCAGCGCAUUCGAGAUCGGGAUAUCACCGAACGCAAACUUGUGAGGGUGGCUGAAGUAGAUACUGCGAAGUAUCUGGAUAUGGCAUUACAUAAUAAGAAGCAGACCCCAAAGGAGAAAUGGGCAAAAAUGGAGAUGUAUUGUAAAAGCGUCGAUGUAAAAAUAGGAGAGUAUGAUGUCGACAAGUACUUGAAUGAACUUGGGGAUUUGCAUAUUUCCUAUCUGCCGUGUCAUCUGGAGAAGUUGAAGUUGAGGGGCGACGCGCUGGGGUCGAUGUAUAAUGCCAACGGGGAAGCUGUUGAAGAUAGUGUUGCCAAUGUGGCGUCUGAUCAGAAGGCAUCAGGAUCCGCGCCUGUUGCAGAGGCCAAGCCAGAUGGUGAAAGAGGUGUGAGUCAUACAAUUUAUUCGGAUUAGAAGCUUCAUAGAACCUUCAGGCCAUUGCGUGCGAGAUACACCGAAAGAUUAUACAGAUGGUGGGAGAGAAUGCCCAAUUAAGUGUUGUGUGAAUGAUCCGUCUUGGUGUUUUGGUGAUGGGUUGGAGCUGACAACAUUGUUGUUGCAGGUGAGCACCGUGAGCGGACGAAGGUUCCCUUUUUGAGGAGAAUCUUUGACAACCCACAGUGGCUUUACUCAACAUGGGCUAUGGAAGAGCUUAUCAGAAGUGGCAUCCCAUACUAUAUAUCGUGUGAACACUAUGGGUUAGGCCAUCCGAAGCUAGAGAGUGCAAUGGCAGAGUACAUGCGUCGUAUUGAAUGGGAUUAAUUAUGGGAAAGAAAAUAGUUGUUCAUAGAGAAUAGAUCAAUUAUGAAAUCAGGAAUUAAUAUCGU